Eupeodes corollae is the source of this 539-nucleotide messenger RNA. Its product is annotated as cuticle protein 10.6-like. The transcript is spliced from 2 exons. Lineage: Eukaryota; Metazoa; Arthropoda; Insecta; Diptera; Syrphidae. The coding region runs from base 101 to 472 and encodes 123 amino acids. The record is from RefSeq and is a predicted model, not a curated record.
UUUCAUCUGACUUUAAAUUUUGUAUAAAAUAAAGUCUGACUUCAAAAGUAGAGCAUUCUAUUCGUUUUACUUCAAACUAACAGAACACAUCACCAUCAUCAUGAAAUUCCUUAUUUGCUUGUUCGCCGUUUUGGCUGUCGCUAACGCUGGAUACCUUGCCGGUAACAACUUGUAUGGUAGCGGUCUCUACAGCUCUGGAAGCUACAUCUCCAACCCUGUGCAAUACGUUCACUCUGCUCCAGCUGUCCAAGUUGUCCGUGCUGCUGCUCCAGUCUACCACUCAGCUCCACUUUACCACUCAGCUCCACUUUACCACUCUGCUCCAAUUGUGUCUGCUCCAGUCUACCGUUCAUCUCCAAUCAUUUCAUCAUACUCUGCUCCAUUGGCCGCUUCCAUUCCAGUUGGUCACUCAUACGGCUCAUACGGACACUCUUACGGUACAACCUACGGUGGAUUCUUGAAACGUCAAUAAAAAGUUGCGAUUUGAUUAAAAGUUAAAAAAAAUUGUUCUGAUUUAAAAUAUGCUCAGACUUUGGGAA